Aspergillus saccharolyticus JOP 1030-1 is the source of this 3505-nucleotide messenger RNA. RefSeq names its product alpha-mannosidase (gene ams1). Gene Ontology annotation, cellular component: fungal-type vacuole membrane. NCBI's taxonomy places the organism in Eukaryota, Fungi, Ascomycota, Eurotiomycetes, Eurotiales, Aspergillaceae. Gene Ontology annotation, molecular function: carbohydrate binding; alpha-mannosidase activity. Gene Ontology annotation, biological process: mannose metabolic process; oligosaccharide catabolic process. The record is from RefSeq and is a predicted model, not a curated record. The coding region runs from base 148 to 3414 and encodes 1088 amino acids. The transcript is spliced from 4 exons.
UUCUUAACUAAACAACUUCCCCAUCAUCAAUUCUUCAUCUGUCAAUUAAAUACUCAUCUUAGUCACACGUUCGUUCUGAUUAACUGGACGGUGUCUUCCCAUUGUGCCCGUGUAUCCUUUCCCCUCACCCCUUCUAGAACCACGGCCAUGGGUGGAGACAUGGCCCGACAAGCUCCCAGCGCCCUUCCCCGGACCCCCCAGGGCCCCGUCGGCCAGCGCAUCCAAUCCAUCUACACCGACCGUCUCAAGCAAUUCACUGCUGGUGGUCAAUAUCAGGGACAGAAUCUCCUCUCCAAGUUCUACGAGGCUGUCAACUCCGACGAAGACCAUGUCAAGCUUUCCGUAUACUCCGUUCCCGACCUGCAGCGUCCACCCUUCGAAGAAGCCACAUCCCAUGAGUUCAAGCCCACCCACAUUGGGGCCUCCUUUGGUCCAAGCUGGUCUACUCACUGGUUCCAUAUUCGCUUGAUUAUUCCCGAAGACCUUCGCGACAAAGAACGUCUGGAGUUCCACUGGGAUGCUAAUAACGAAGGUUUGAUCUGGUCGGAAGAUGGCCGGCCCCUCCAAGGUCUUACCGGCGGAGGUGAACGCAUCGAAUGGAUUAUUCCCGAUGCUUGGCGCGACGGAAAGGAGCACGUCUUUUACAUCGAGAUGGCCUGUAAUGGCAUGUUUGGAAACGCACCGGGCGGAGAUUCCAUUCAGCCUCCCGCUCCCGACAAAUAUUUCACCUUGAGCAAGGCCCAAAUCACAGCAGUCAAUCUUGAAGCCCGAGCGUUAUUCUACGAUUUCUGGAUCAUUGGAGAUGCUGCGAGAGAAUUUCCCGGAGACUCGUGGGAAAAGCACGAGGCCAAUAUGGUCUGUAAUGCGAUAAUGGAUGCUUUUAUUGCGGGCAAUGGAAGUCAGGAGUCGAUCAAAGAGGGCCGUAAGAUUGCCAGAAAGUACAUCGGUGAUAAAGUCGACUCUUCGCAGGUGUAUGAGACCGACACCGAUCCGAUCGUCUACGCAAUCGGGCAUUGCCAUAUUGACACCUGCUGGCUCUGGCCUUGGGCGGAAACGAAACGGAAAGUCGCCCGCUCUUGGUCAAACCAGUGUGACCUGAUGGACCGGUAUCCGGAGCAUCGCUUUGCUUGUUCCCAAGCCCAGCAAUUUAAGUGGUUGAAAGAGUACUAUCCCUCCGUAUUCGACCGCGUGAAACAAUGGGUCAAAAGAGGAAAUUUCCAACCCAUUGGUGGUAGUUGGGUUGAGCACGACACCAACAUGCCUAGCGGCGAGUCAUUGGUGCGGCAAUUCCUCUAUGGGCAGCGCUUCUUCGAGAGCCACUUUGGAGAACGUUGUACAACCUUCUGGCUGCCAGACACAUUCGGCUAUUCUACGCAAAUCCCCCAGAUCUGCCGUCUCGCUGGAAUGAGCCGUUUUUUCACCCAGAAGCUCAGCUGGAACAACAUCAACAACUUUCCCCACACCACCUUCCAGUGGGUAGCUCUGGAUGGAAGCCAAGUCAUGUGCCACAUGCCUCCAUCAGAGACUUAUACGGCAAGCGCACACUUUGGCGAUGUCAAACGCAGUGUGACGCAGCAUAAGUCACUGGACAAAGACAACACAUCACUCUUGGUCUUCGGUAAGGGUGAUGGUGGAGGUGGUCCAACCUUCGAGCACUUGGAAAAGCUGCGUCGUUGCCGCGGCAUGAGUGACAAAGUGGGCUUGCUUCCUCGUGUCAAGAUGGGAGAAUCUGUCGAUGACUUCUUUGCCCGCCUUGAAAAGAAGGCAGCAGCUGGUACCAAAUUCGCAACUUGGUAUGGCGAGUUGUACUUUGAGCUCCAUCGGGGCACUUACACUACUCAAGCCAAUAACAAGCGAAACAACCGCAAGUCCGAAUUCUUGCUUCGAGAGAUCGAAUAUCUUGCCACAUUGGCAUCACUCCAUGGAGACAAAGAUUACCAGUAUCCCAAGAAGGAUAUCGAUGAUAUGUGGGAGGGUGUCCUUUUGUGUCAGUUUCACGACUGCCUGCCGGGUAGCUCAAUCGAGAUGUGCUACGAUGACUCCAACAAGCUCUAUAAGCAGAUCUUCGAAACAGGUCAGAAGGCCAGGAAGGAGGCGCUUCGGGCUUUGGGGGUCGGCAAGAACACGGCUAGCAAGGGCUUUGUCGCCCUCAAUACGCUGCCUUGGCCACGUUCCGAGGUUGUCAGGAUUCCCGCGGAGUUUGUAGCUUCAGGUGGUCCUAAAUAUGCCUUGGUCAGUGGUGAAACUGGCCUCAUUCAAUGCCAAGCUCCUGCUCCCAAGGCAGCUCCCGCUGUUACUGUCUCCGAGAUAAAGCCCGGCAUUUUCCGCCUGCAGAACACAAAUCUCAGAGUUGAUGUCCACAAUGGUGUGAUCACGUCUCUGUUCGACCUCAAGGCGGAUCGCGAGAUCAUUCCUAAGGGCGGAAAGGCUGGACAAUUGGUUAUCUUUGAUGAUAAGCCUCUUUACUGGCAGGCAUGGGAUGUGGAGGUAUUCCAUCUUGACUCCAGGAAGGAGCUACACUCUGGAAAGACAACCAUUUCCGAGAAGGAUCCCUACCGUGUCAGCGUUAUUAGCGAAACAAAGAUCAGCGAAAACAGCUGGGUCAAGACCACUAUCAGUCUGGCGGCAGCUAAUGGAAACCAACCUUCAUAUGUCGAGUUUGAGAGUGAGGUCGAAUGGCGGGAGACGAUGAGAUUCCUCAAGGUCGAGUUUCCUGUUGACAUCACCAACACGGAGGCAUCAUAUGAAACACAAUACGGAAUCAUCCGGCGUCCAACGCAUUACAAUACCAAUUGGGAUAUGGCCAAGUUUGAAGUAUGCUGCCACAAGUGGGCCGAUUUGUCCGAGUAUGGAUAUGGAGUCUCAAUCUUGAACGACUCCAAGUAUGGUUUCGCAACUGCUGGCAACCUUAUGCGCCUCUCGUUGCUGCGUGCGCCGAAGGCCCCAGAUGCCCACGCAGACAUGGGCCGGCAUCACAUCCGCUAUGCUAUUCUCCCACACGCUGGACCAUUGGAUGCACGCACGAUCCGAGCCGGAUACAGCUUCAACCACCCUCUUGUUCUUGAGUCGGCAAGCGGCCAGGGAGUCAGUGACGUAUUCAAGUCGGUUGCGCUUUCUGGAAACUCGUCUUUGGUCAUCGAUGUGGUCAAGCGUGGCGAAGAUGAUGAAGAUGUGUCCCGGGACAACCUGCCUCGGCGUUCCGGCAAGAGCGUCAUCCUCCGUAUCUAUGAGUCGCUUGGAGGCAAGAGCCGUGGCACUAUCCACACCAAGCUUCCCAUCAGCAAGGCUUGGAAGUGCAAUGUUCUGGAGGACGAUGAGACUCCUCUUGCACUUGUGCAGCGCACUGAGGGCACCACGGAUAUUGAUAUUGAGCUGAGGGCAUUUGAGGUGGCGACAUACCGUCUGCAAUUGUAGUAUCUUAGGGUGCCCUUAUACCUGUUUAUAGGCCACAUUGUAGUGUCAAUUUGUAUCAGACUGCCACACAAUGGAAAACAUAUUGUUAUUG